Molecule: messenger RNA, 2368 nt
Organism: Corythoichthys intestinalis (scribbled pipefish)
Lineage: Eukaryota; Metazoa; Chordata; Actinopteri; Syngnathiformes; Syngnathidae
Gene: ism1
Product: isthmin 1
Exons: 6
Coding region: 306-1661 (451 amino acids)
Biological process (GO): negative regulation of angiogenesis
Source: RefSeq, a predicted model, not a curated record
UUGAUGCUGGAGCAGGCGAUACGAACUGGAUCCGAACCAAAAGAUCCACACGUGUCUUUUUCCUCAAAGUGCAAACAAUUAGUUCUUUAUAUCUGGAAAAGCCCGCGGGAAAGUGGACUUCUGACUUUUGGGGGACUGCGUCGAUCUGUUUCCCCUCACUUUUUGUAUUUCUGAUUCCCGAAGUGGCUCCGAAGUGGUGUUGCGGCUCCUCGUCCCCGGCGGAUCCGGAGAUCGGAGCCUCUGCACCGGGCGGAGGCGGAGCCGCGGCGACCUCGGAGGCUCCAAAGGGCGGCCGCGUCAGGAGGAUGGUGCGGCUGGCCGCAGAGCUCUUGUUGCUUCUGGGACUUCUCCUCCUCACCUUGCACAUCACCGUGCUCCGGAGCAACCCGCUGCCGCCGGCCAAUGUCAGCUUGAGCCUGGAUCAGAGUAAGAACAUCAUCCACACAAAAAGCAGCUCAUUGGGCCAACUGGCUCCCGACGGAUCCUGGCGCUCUGGUGCAGAGCGUCGCUUUGCCCACUGGUCCUCAGCCUUGCCGUGGGCGCAAGGCACUGGCAGUAACAUCCACCAAGAUGGCCCUGGCGCGUUUCUUCUCGAUCUGCAGAAUUUCCCCGACCUCUCCAAAGCCGACAUCAAUGGGCAGAAUCCCAACAUACAGGUGACGAUCGAGGUUGUGGAUGGGUUGGAGGCGCAUGAGCCAGAAAAAGGCCUCCGCAAGGAGAAUAAACCCAAAUGGGCUUCUCCAAACUGGAGAACCUGGUGGCCUCACACGUCCUCCACCACUCAUCAAGGACAGGAGCAUGAUCGCUCUUUUGGAAGCAACGUUGAGGACAGCAACUUCCUAAGACCGCCAGUGGAUUGGGACCGGAGAAGAGGCACAGCAGACAGAGGCAAACCCCAAACGGAAUAUGACUACAUGGAUGGAGAAGGAGACUGGAGUAACUGGUCACUGUGCAGUGUCACCUGUGGAAAUGGCAACCAGAAGAGAACCAGGUCUUGUGGUUAUGCCUGUACUGCCACUGAAUCAAGAACCUGUGAUAUGCCAAACUGUCCAGGUAUAGAAGAUGCCUUUAAGACUGCAGCAACAGAAGUGAGCCUGCUUGCAGGAACAGAUAAUUUUAAUGCGACUGAGCUCUUUGGUGUCGACACAGACAGCUGUGAACGAUGGAUGAAUUGCAAGAGCGACUUCUUGAAGAAAUACAUGACUAAGGUGGCCAAUGACCUUCCCAGCUGCCCUUGUUCAUACCCAACUGAGGUGGCAUACAGCACUGCCAAUGUGCACGACGUUCCUUCACGCAGAAAUUUCCGCUGGAAAGAUACCAGUGGGCCAAAGGAGAAAUUGGAGAUCUACAAGCCCACAGCACGUUACUGCAUUCGCUCAAUGCUGACAUUGGAGUCCACCACACUGGCCGCACAGCACUGUUGCUACGACGACAGCAUGAAGCUUAUCACACGAGGCAAAGGGGCCGGAACACCCAAUCUCAUUAGUACAGAGUUCUCUGCUGACCUGCACUACAAAGUUGACAUCUUGCCCUGGAUCAUAUGCAAAGGAGACUGGAGUCGCUACAACCAGGCCAGGCCACCAAACAACGGACAAAAGUGUCGGGAGAACCCUCAGGAAGAGGAUUACUAUAAGCAGUUCGAAGAAGCAAGAGAGUUCUAGCCCUGAAUCCACAACUCCAAAAUAGUGACAGAAAUAUUUUGGAUUCUUUUCAUACAAAGGUUGAAGCUCAAAGGAAUAAGACUAAGUGGUCCUCUGAAGUAAGAGGACCAGAAAUUCCAGAAGACAAUUUUCAAUGGAUGCUAAAAACAUUUUUGUCUCGAAUGUUCCAGAUUAACUUCAUAAAAAAAAAAAAAAAAAAAAAACUGACAAAGUGAUGAUUAUGUCAGUGUCAAUUCCAUUCAAAAUAAAGGGACUUUCUAUUCUUAAAGGGAAAAAUAUUAGCUAAAAAUUUAACUGUUUGCAGGUUUUUUUUUUUUUUUUUUUUUUUUUUUUUUAAUGAUUGCUCAUGUGUGGUACAUAUCAGUGGUUAUAGAAUAAUAGGAAUCUUACAAACUGUUUUGACUGAGUGGGGAUGUAGUAAAUAAUUUUUACCAUUGUGUCCCUGGAGAUUUUCAGGUUUUCAUCUCAUUUAAGCUUGUGAAUGUUUCUUCAGCAUGCACAUUGCAUCCAAAAUGUGUGAUUGUCCAGUGUCUCUUUGAAGAAGAACGCCUUUGUAAAGAGUAUGCAUUGUCUCUGUAAAGUAUUUAUUUGAAAAAUCUAUUUCCUAAUUGGUCCUCCGCGAUCUGUCAUCAGUUCACAAAUGGCUGAAUGCUAAUUUGAGAUGUUUCUCUAAUCUUGCGUUUGGAAAUAAACCAUUAUAGAGAGUC